AUUUCCUGAAAGCCGUCUGCCCGCCUUUUUCAAGUCGCGCCGGUACUUAUUGCCUUCGCGUCCGUACAACUUGUCACCUGUUGUGGAAGCUCGCGGAGAGUGAGCCUUGUGUGCAGGUCCAUAAUUCACUUCCCUCUUUCGAGCUUUCUUCUUGAGCUCCUUACACCUUUCUACCAUCAUUAUGUCUGAUACAAACAAAGCCUGGGGACGACGCCUCGUCAUCUGCUGCGAUGGCACCUGGCAAACGAGUGUCAGCGACAAGGAGAACAUCCCUUCAAACGUCACGAAGCUUUGCCGUCUGAUCAAGAACUUCGGUACAGACAAGAAGGACCCCAACAAGAAAUGGCACCAGAUCGUCUACUACGACAGCGGAAUCGGGACUGGCAAUCUUAGUGGCGUGGAGUCGGCUCGUCAGGGUGGAACGGGUGCUGGUCUUAUGGAGAACGUCAUCGAGGCGUACAACUUCAUCGUCUCGAACUAUGAGCCUGGCGACGAGAUCUUCUGCUUUGGCUUCUCGCGUGGAGCGUUCACUGCGCGUGCGGUUUCUGGUCUGGUCACGGACAUCGGUAUCGUCAAGCCGCUUGAUAUGCAGUUCUUUCCACGCAUCUAUCGCGCCUACAUGAACUAUGGUUCCCGAGAAGACGUCAACUAUCCUGAAUCUGAACGUGAUCAUCGCGGAGAGAAGAUCACGCAGUCUGAUUUCGACAUCAACUAUGACAAAGAGAAAGGAUUCCGGCAGUCAACGUACUGGGACAAUCUCUUUAAAUUCUCCACUCCCACUUUCAUCGACGGUGUCGGACCAUCAGAUGACAGCCGCAAGAUUAAGGUCGUUGGUGUCUGGGACACUGUCGGAAGUCUGGGCAUGCCCGACUUGGUAGGUGCAAACCUUGGAAGUCUGCGAAAGAAGUUUGGCUUCCACAACACAAAGCUAUCAAGACAUGUCGAUCAUGCAUACCAUGCCCUAGCCCUAGACGAACGUCGACCCGCUUUCCGCCCCACCCUGUGGUAUAUCGACCCGGAGACGAACACCAACUCUGAACUGAAGCAAGUCUGGUUCCCUGGGGCUCACAUCAACUGUGGCGGAGGUUCAGGCGACGGCUUGCUUGACAUGGAAGGGGACAUGGAGAACAUCUCUGUGGCCACAUUUACCUGGAUGCUCCAGUGCGUCGCGCCCUAUCUCGACAUCGAUUCAGACGGGUUCAAUGCAUUCCUGAAGCAAUACCACGACUGGAUCACGAUUCUUCGUAAGGAGUGCACCUAUAUCCACCCAUCACGUCAGAGCAUCUUCACAAAGAUCAAGAACAAGGGUGCUGCCUUCUCCCUGAUCGGUUCAGAACCCGACCCAUUGGCCGAUCCACCAAGGGAAAAGGACCCGCACCAGCACGACUUUGACUUCGGAUGGGGCGUUGGCCCGAUUCUGGAUAGCUACACUCUCUUGUACACUGGUAACGGCAGCCCGCGUGCACGCAAGCCCGGCCACGAAGAGAUGGAGGUGGAAGGCCAAUGGUUGCCCAUCAAGGGCACCCCGACCGGACCCAACCCGAAACCUACCGGAAACAAAACGCAUGAAUACAUCCAUCCAAUUGUGAACUACCGCAAGAUGCUCCUUGGAAAGUGGGAUCUGGACAAGUGGAGCCAGCACCAACACCCACUCGCUGGCUGGAAGCGAGACCUCAGAGUCGAGGCGAACGGUUCCAGUCGCUACUGGUGGUAUGCACCAGGCGGUGAUGACAGGGACCGUCUGCCCGAGUGGUGUGUCCUUCCAGACACGGCAGAGAACAUCAACUACGAGAGAAUAUGGUACAAGGCCACCCAGGGUCUCAAUCGAGCGGACAGUGAUAAAGUGAGCAUCAAAGGCUCACCGAAACAUGAGGUGGGUUAUCUGGAAGAGCUUGAUAAGAAGAUCAAGUUCGACCCGAAGAAGAUGAAUGACUACGAGCCGUAGCGAAGAGAAAUUUGAGGAAACAAUCCUCACGUAGCAAAAGGCGUUCGUUGAAUUAACAAGCUUCAAGUCUAAUAGUUACUUUGAUCUAAGUGCAAUGAAUGAAAGACACUCGAUACAACACCCCUCAUAGGUCACAUACCGGCUAAUCA
This is a messenger RNA of Didymella exigua CBS 183.55, 2094 nucleotides long. RefSeq lists its product as uncharacterized. The record is from RefSeq and is a predicted model, not a curated record. NCBI's taxonomy places the organism in Eukaryota, Fungi, Ascomycota, Dothideomycetes, Pleosporales, Didymellaceae. The coding region runs from base 182 to 1945 and encodes 587 amino acids. The transcript is spliced from 4 exons.